UGAUUUUCUAAAAGUAGAAGAAAAUAAGUGCAGUCCAUAAAAUAAAAUCCUAUAAAAAUGUUAAAACUAGAUUCUUUUUUAAAAAACUAAAAUUUGCUGCAGACAUCUAAAAUUUUCGAAAAUGAUUGGGUGGCUAAGAUUUCUUAUCCACUAGAAAAUCCAGUGAGUCCCGUUAACUCUCUUCUCUUCUCUAGUCUUGUCUUCUAUUAUGCAAAAGGUCUUCUUGGCCAUGGAUACUUGUGCUCUAGUAAUCCAUCAGUCUCUGUCUCGCAUCAAACUUUCUCCUCCCAAAUCUUCUUCUUCUUCUUCUUCUGCUUUCUCCCCUGAAUCCUUACCGAUCAGACGGAUCGAGCUGUGUUUCCGAGGAGCUAUAUGUGCCGCCGUACAAAGAAACUACGAAGAAACGACCUCCUCCGUGGAAGAGGCAGAGGAAGAUGAUGAGUCAUCAUCAUCGUACGGAGAAGUGAACAAGAUCAUUGGAAGCCGAACGGCGGGGGAAGGAGCCAUGGAGUACCUUAUCGAGUGGAAGGACGGCCAUUCUCCGUCGUGGGUUCCAUCGAGCUACAUCGCAGCAGACGUAGUGUCGGAGUACGAGACACCCUGGUGGACGGCAGCUAGAAAAGCCGACGAGCAGGCCCUGUCACAGCUCCUGGAGGACCGAGACGUCGAUGCCGUGGACGAAAACGGCCGGACGGCUCUGCUUUUCGUGGCAGGUCUGGGGUCGGACAAGUGCGUAAGGCUUCUGGCGGAGGCUGGAGCCGAUCUCGACCACCGAGACAUGAGGGGAGGCUUGACGGCGCUGCACAUGGCGGCUGGUUACGUGAGGCCGGAGGUGGUGGAGGCGCUGGUGGAGCUGGGAGCUGAUAUUGAAGUGGAAGACGAGAGAGGGUUAACGGCGUUGGAACUAGCGAGGGAGAUUCUGAAGACGACGCCGAAGGGGAAUCCGAUGCAGUUCGGGAGGAGAAUUGGGUUAGAGAAAGUGAUCAAUGUCCUGGAAGGACAAGUGUUCGAGUACGCCGAGGUGGAUGAGAUCGUAGAGAAACGAGGGAAAGGCAAAGACGUUGAAUAUCUGGUCAGAUGGAAGGACGGUGGAGAUUGCGAGUGGGUGAAAGGUGUACACGUGGCGGAAGAUGUGGCUAAGGACUACGAGGAUGGGCUGGAGUACGCUGUAGCGGAGAGUGUGAUCGGGAAGAGGGUGGGAGACGAUGGGAAGACCAUCGAGUAUCUUGUCAAAUGGACUGAUAUGUCUGAUGCCACUUGGGAGCCUCAGGACAAUGUCGACUCUACUCUUGUUCUACUCUACCAACAACAACAACCAAUGAAUGAAUGAUUGAUUUUGAUGAUUACAUUCUUCUCAAUUUGCUUCUUUCUCAUAUGUGUUGGUUCAUCUGACCGGUUCGGUUGGUACGUACCGGUACAUUUUCAUUUUCUUUUAAGAUGUGAUCUUGAUGGUUUUUGGCCUUUUGGGGACACUAUUUGAUUUUAUAUCCAUGCUUUGAAUUUUGCUUCCCUUUUUGGGGAGAUUCAUGAUGCUGGCUGACUUGCUCUUUAUCGUCCCAGGUUUAGAGAAUACAUCGUCUUAGGCUUUUCUUUAUCUCAAAACCCAUUUACAUUUAAUUGGGCCUAUAUAUUUCAUAUAGGAAGAGAGUACAUGUAAACCCAAUACACAACUUUUAUUUAUGGGUCCGUUUCUUGUAACAUUUGUUGGUGAUAAAAACAACUUCUGAAGAGUGAUAAUGUACAACUGCACUUUGCGAUUAAGGAAAUUAUAGAAAGAUACAAAGUCUGAAUAAAUGACUAGAAAAUAUGAAUAAG
Molecule: messenger RNA, 1815 nt
Organism: Arabidopsis thaliana (thale cress)
Lineage: Eukaryota; Viridiplantae; Streptophyta; Magnoliopsida; Brassicales; Brassicaceae
Gene: CAO
Product: chloroplast signal recognition particle component (CAO)
Exons: 1
Coding region: 209-1330 (373 amino acids)
Cellular component (GO): chloroplast stroma
Source: RefSeq, marked reviewed